Molecule: messenger RNA, 717 nt
Organism: Candidozyma duobushaemuli
Lineage: Eukaryota; Fungi; Ascomycota; Pichiomycetes; Serinales; Metschnikowiaceae
Exons: 1
Coding region: 1-717 (238 amino acids)
Biological process (GO): autophagy of mitochondrion
Cellular component (GO): mitochondrion
Source: RefSeq, a predicted model, not a curated record
AUGGGAACCUGCAUUACCGUGAUUAAGGUCGUUGGGGCCUCUUCCUUGGGGCUUUUGAGCGGCAACUUGGCAUUUCAGUCGUAUAAAAAGAUCCCUGAUUUGAUCAGUAAGAUCAACAACCAGGUUUCGAUCUCCUCCACAGCCGCUGCAUCAGUGUUGAGGCUGGUGAUGCAGAAUGUGGUUGUUUCUGGAACUGCAAACAUCCUUUUGGCGACCUUGUCGGCCUAUUUGUUCUCCACAGCAUACAAGUACUCGCCUCCAUCUGGCAGACACCCAUAUCUUUUGUACUGUGCUUUGGGCGCCCCCUUGGCGGCAGCCCUGUACCACUUACAGACAUUGGGCGCCGACGUGAAGAUCGUCAAGCGUGCUUGUCUCCAGAAGAAGAUUGUAGAGAAGAAAAAGUCCGAGCAACCCGUUGCACCUGUGCGCUCUAGUGACGACAGCCCCUUGGACAAAUCAUACAUCCAUGUGAGCGACUCGCUGUCUAGCACUACUACGCCUGCUAGCAGCACGCCAAACUCGCCAGAGCAGCCAGCAACCGACAUCCAGCCAACCACCUCAGCCAUUGAGCAGGAGGUCGAAGAGGCGUUGAGCAAGAAGGAGUACCUCAACCACUUGGAGACAGAACGCAAUUCUUACAAGACUGCUUUCGCUGUGUCCAGUGCUGCAUUCGUCGUUAGUGCCAUUGGUCUUGUGGGAGAGUACUUCCUUCACUAA